This is a messenger RNA of Saccoglossus kowalevskii, 2659 nucleotides long. Its product is annotated as meiosis-specific nuclear structural protein 1-like. Gene Ontology annotation, cellular component: motile cilium. The record is from RefSeq and is a predicted model, not a curated record. Lineage: Eukaryota; Metazoa; Hemichordata; Enteropneusta; Harrimaniidae. Gene Ontology annotation, biological process: cilium organization.
CGAACAUCCAUAACAGUUUGGAAGCCAUAUUUCGAACCUUGUGUCGCCUCUAAACUAGAGUACUAGUCAAUUUACUGAUUGUUUGGGCCCUUGUCGGCAUUUUAAAGACCAUGGCGACAGUUAGGCGAAACCUCACCCAUUCUCAACAGCAGAAAGUGCUGGCCUCAAAUCGAGAAAGAGAAAAUCUGCGAGAAGACACAAUAAAACGUCUUGGCGAAGAGAAAUUGUUGGAAGCUAAUAUGGCUUCUGCAGAAAGGGUUGAGAAUAAAAGAUUUAUUCGUCGUAUGCAGCAAGAACAGCAAGAGAGAGAAAUGGAAGAAUCAAUAAUAAGAUCAGAAGAAAUUAGAAGGCAGCGUGAAUUAGAACAAGAACAGGAAGAAAGACUUGCCCGGGAAAUGGAGAGACUUAAACUUGAUAAUCUAAGAGAUGAAAAAAUGAGACAACAGAUUAGAGAAAACAGUGUUGAGUUACGUGAAUUGGAGGCUAAACUGAAAGCCGGUUACAUGGCAAAGGAAAGAGCAGCACAGAUAGCUGAGAAAGAAGCAAUGAAAUAUGAAAAAACGUCACGUGAUUCAGAGAUUGCACGUAUGAUGAAAGAAGAAUCUGAACGGGCCGAAGAAGAAAGAAGGAAAAAAGAGACUGAAAGAUGGCAGGAAAGUGUUCGAUAUCAACAAGAGUUGGAAAUACAGUUGGAGGAACAGGAAAUGAAAAAACAGCAGGCUUAUGAGGAAUUUUUGAAGGAAAAACUUAUGAUAGAUGAGAUUGUCAGAAAGAUAUACGAGGAAGAUGAAAGAGAACGUCAGAGAGAAAGGGAGAAGAGGAUGGCAACCCAGAGAUACAUUGAAGAAUUCAAAGGUGCAAGACAGGAAUGGAAAAUACAAGAAAGAGAACGUUUGGAAGCAGAGAACAGGAAAAUUCUGGAAUUUGCUAUGUUGCAGCAAAAAAGAGAAGAAGAGCGUAUGGAAUCUAAAAGAGCAAAAGAAGAAGCAAUGUCACAUGUACAGGAAUUGCUUACUAAAAAGAUCGCUGGUGAAGCUGAAAUGCGUGAGGAGAUGGAACGCAUACGUAAUGAACUUUACAUUGAGGAACAAGAAGAAGCUGAUAGACAGCGAGAAAAGGAAGAGAUUGAAAGGCGUAUUAAACAGAGACUAGAUUUACAGAGAACACACCAGGAACAACUUGCAUUGAAAGCAAUGCGUAGAGAAGCAGAGCUUGCUGAAGAUGAGGAAUUCAGGAAACAGAUGUUGGCUAAAUUUGCCGAAGAUGAUCGUAUUGAACAAAUGAAUGCCCAGAGACGACGUAUGAAACAACAAGAACACAAACGUGCAGUGGAGCAAUUGUUGGAACAAAGACGUGCUCAGUUUGCGGCUGAUAAGUCUAGAGAACUUGGCGAACGACGUGAGGAAGAACAACUUGAAAUGCUACGUAAUCAAGUCAUUGAAGAAGAAAGACAGAAACUCCUCAGAGAACAUGCAACUAGGCUACUUGGUUACUUACCAAAGGGCGUCAUUCGUGAUGAGAAAGACCUUGAACUUUUUGAUGAUAAUUUUAAGAAGGCCUAUGCAGAAAGACAAAAGGAGCUGUAUGAUGACUAUUGAGACAAAUAUGUGUGUAAAUAGGACUAAUUUAAAACAAAAAAGUUUCAAAAAACACCUUUAUGAAAUUUUCAGAAUUAUUCUCUGAGAAUGUUUUAUCAAUUUUCAACUUGCCCCGUGGAAUGAAUGGGGAAGAUGCUGAGUGGAUUUGUCUGCAGCAAAAAUUUUUGUGUGCAGGUCAAUUUAGACAUGUACAUCUGAUUAUGUAAAUAUUUGAUUUGUAAUAAACUAUUAAAUAUAAAAUUGUGAUCAAUCAUGUUAACAGGGAUAGUAUUCCAACACUGCCCAUGUGCCUUGUGUUUCACAAUGCUUAAAUUGUUUUGUACGCUGUAUUAUCUUUUAUUUAUACACUUGUAGUGAAAUAUUUCAAAAUAUCCCAGGGUGCAAUGUUGUUAUGGUCAUUCAUGAGUUUUGCACUAAUACUAAGUAUGCAUCAGCAACAUGUUAGUUAGAAUCAAAAACUUGAUAAUGGUUCUUAAAAUUGGUCAUGGUAUUGAGGAAAUAAUCAGUUUUGUUUAGCACGAGGUACAUGCAUAACGUUAGUUGUAACAAUUUCAUUAGCAUGUUUGUUUUAUCCGCCAGUGCAACGUGGUGUUGUCUACCGAUCAUCUAUUACUAAACUAGAACAUAAACAGUACUGACCUGUUUUCUGAAAGUAAUUGACCCCACUGCAGUGUUGCAUCCAAUCAAUGUUCAACACCGGGAGUUUCACUUCAAUGCUGACAUAAACAAUACUUGCGUCUUUUUAUUCCCAACUAUUCAGUGAAUCACAAACUAUGAAUGAGGUCUUGAGAAAUAGUAAAUACAGUAACACCUGAAUCUGCAAUACCUUCCCUGAAUUCAAGACUAGCACUAAACCAACAAAAGGCAUUUCCGAAGCAUAAGACCUUCAUUGAAAUGGUGCAGUGCUGUGUUUACAUGAUUCAUAGUCUGUGUUUGCAGCAGUAUUUACAAUUUAACUUUCCAAGGAUGCAAUUUGUGUAUACAGUUUUGUUGUUUAUAUUAGAUUUAUACUUGCUGUUUGUAAUGUAUGAAAAAAAAUUAAAAAAAUGUUGAUACUUAAA